UUCCACGUCUCCUCCCUACUCGGUCUCCUCCCUUCCACUCCCCCUGCCCGGGGCUGCCUGCUCGGCUGCCUGCCUGCUCGCCUGACAUCACGGUUCCAGCUCCGCUCGGGGUUGGAAAGGAGAGAGCCUGCACCUCUUACAGUGCUUUUGUGCAGGAGCAAGAGAUGCUUGGAGCUUCCCUCUCACUGCCCUCCUACCCCUAGCCCACCUAAUCCGGGCUUGGGACAGCCUCGCGUCCGGAGGGAGGUCACAACUUUCCGCAGGAGUAGAGCGCACCGCUGGGGCACCUCAAAAGGAAAGGGACAGAAGCCCCCAGGAACUUCACAAACUUCUUGGGGGCACACCAGAGGGAAGGCAGCAGCCACAGCCCAGAGGACAAUGUAGAGUCGCCAGCUACUGAACAAAACUCUGCCCUCACUUCUCUUCACCUUACCUCGGACCUCUAACCGGGCAUGGGGGCUGGAUGCUGCGCUUCAUCCCGGGACAGAAUGGGCUGGUGCUCCAGGUCUUUGGCUUAGCCCCUGGGGUGCCAACCCCACGGGACCGCCCCCUUCUCCAGCCCCCGCUGCAGGAGGUCCUGCUUUUAACUCCAGAUUGUCCCGCAGAAAGGCGGCAGGGCUGGCACUCGCAGCCCCUCCCUGGCAAUUGCCUUUGGACUACUCCAGUCCUAUGCUAUGGAUAGCCCAGAGCCCUACUCUGUGCAGGCCACGGCAGCCAUUGCAGCUGUCAUCACCUUUCUCAUCCUUUUCACUAUCUUUGGCAAUGCCCUAGUCAUCCUGGCCGUGUUGACUAGCCGCUCUCUUCGAGCCCCACAGAACUUGUUCCUGGUUUCCCUGGCUGCAGCCGACAUCUUGGUGGCCACCCUCAUCAUACCCUUCUCCCUGGCCAAUGAACUGCUGGGAUACUGGUACUUCCGACACACCUGGUGUGAGGUCUACCUGGCCUUGGAUGUCCUUUUCUGUACCUCCUCCAUCGUGCACCUGUGUGCCAUCAGUCUGGACCGCUACUGGUCAGUGAGCCGGGCCCUGGAGUACAACUCCAAGAGGACCCCCCGCCGGAUUAAGGGCAUCAUUCUCACUGUCUGGCUCAUUGCCGCCUUUAUCUCACUGCCCCCCCUCAUCUACAAGGGUGACAAGGACAAGAAACCUGGAGGCCGACCCCAGUGUAAGCUUAACGAGGAGGCUUGGUACAUCCUGUCCUCCAGCAUUGGUUCCUUCUUUGCACCCUGCCUCAUCAUGAUCCUGGUCUACUUGCGGAUCUACCUGAUUGCCAAGCGCCGUAACCGCCAGGGGCCCCAUGGCAAACGGGCCCCUGGGGAUGGGGACACUGGGCCCUCUGGUCCUGGUGGGGCAUCUGCGAUAUCCAAGCUGCCACCCUCUGUUCUCCCAGCUGUGGGUGAAGCCAAUGGGCAUUCCAAGCCUCCCGGGGAGAGAGAGGGAGGGGAACCGAUCGGAGAUCCAACGCCACCUUCUACGCCUCCCAACCAGAGCUCCGUGGGGCCGGAGGAUGGCAAUCACAGGCGGGAGGAGGAGGAGGAGGAGGAAGAAGAGGAAGAGGAAGAAGAGUGUGGGCCUCCAGCCCUUCCAACUUCCUCCUCUCCCCAAGGAACCUCAAACUUUCAACCUCCCCAGGGCUCCCAGAUACUGGCUACACUCCGGGGCCAGGUACUCUUGGCCCGCCAACCUGCUUCUCUGGGGCUGCAGCCAUGGAGACGAAGGACCCAGAUGAACCGAGAAAAACGCUUCACCUUUGUGCUGGCCGUAGUGAUCGGAGUCUUCGUCCUCUGCUGGUUUCCUUUCUUCUUCAGUUAUAGCCUAGGAGCCAUCUGCCCCCAGCAUUGCAAGGUCCCUCAUGGCCUUUUUCAGUUUUUCUUCUGGAUUGGUUAUUGCAACAGUUCCCUCAACCCUGUCAUCUAUACAAUUUUCAACCAGGAUUUCCGCAGGGCCUUCCGUAGGAUCCUUUGCCGCCAAUGGACUCAGACAGCUUGGUGAAUUGGGGGAUCCAGUUAGGGUCCUUGAGCCUGCCCUGUUUUAUAGAGUGGAGCCAUCAGGCUGGGUAGCUCCCAGUGGCCUUUUCUCUCUACCUGGUACUGAUUGUAGCUCUAAGCUCUUUAAAUCCUCCUCUUCUUGAUCAGUUAGGGAGCCUGCUGAGGAGAGUAUUACGUGUGAAUGAGUGUGUGUUUGUGAGUGUGUGUGUAUGUGUCCUGGAGCAUAAUUUUAUUUUUCCAGAACUUGGUGGGUUGGAGCAUUUGCCUUCCAUCCUGUGCAGAGGGUGAGGCAAAGUGAGAGCAGGAUCAGAGGCCAAAUCCUGGAGAAGACCUCACAAUGACAGAGAGAUGGCUUUUUUUCCCUCAGCCCUGCAGUCCCCAAUCAAACUGGGUACCUUUCCCUUCUCAGGAAACCUGGCUUCUUCAAUCUGCCUUGCCCGAGUUCCUGGGGAGGGCACUUACCUGGGAAUGUUUCCAAAGAGCAAGGAAAGCCAGACUUAAACAUUUCCAGGGAAGGCAAGUAUCUGAGGUGGCAAUGGAGCCAUAGCCUCCCUCCCCAACGGUACCCACUGCCUUGCAGGGCUCUGAGAAUUAUUGGCAGUUUUGUAUCCUGGCACUUCCCUUUGGGUUGGGGCUCCUUUUCAGGAAGAGUCUCUGCUUUGUUCCCUUGACUAGCUCCCAUGUGGGAGUCAAUAUGCCCUGCCUCUGCUUCACCCGGUGAGCCUGGAUCACAGGCAUUUCCCUACUCGCUGCCUCAGUCUCCCCCCUCUGCAAAAACCAGGGCAACAAUAGCUUGCCGCCUACUCACAGCAAGAAGAUGAAAGGGUUUGCAAAAAGCUUUGAGCUCCGUGGGGGAAGGCUCUAGAGAAAUAGAAAGGUACCCGGUUUGAUUGGGGACUGCAAGGCUGAGGAAAUGUGAUUAUCCGGUAAUAUAAAAAAAUCUCCUUUUCUCUGUGUUUACCACCACCUGUCUUCCUUUGGAAUUUAGUUCUGUGCCUGUGUUGUAUGAAUUUCUACCCCAAACCUGGAAGCCAAGAGAAAGAGAAGAGUGUGGCUCCUUCUUUUAAAGGGUUUCAUUGAAAAUAUGCUCCUCCUGCCUCCAAAGGUUUGAGUUAUUAUUUUGCAUGACAACUUCUUGACAUUUCACCUGAACACUAGGAGUUUCUUGUGCUGCCUUCUGUCCCCCGACACUGGAUAAGUCUUUUGUCAUGAGCCAGGAAAAUUAUUUCCCCCAAGAUGGCUAAAAAUACCCUGUCUGUGGGAACAAGCUAAGAGGGAUGGAUGAUAGAUGGGUGUCAGAGAUUUCAGGGGAAUGGGGGUUGUGCGUCGGACGGGGCUGUUGUAGGAGCAGGUGAGGGGAGCUCUGCAUUUCUCGUGGAAGUGCUAGGGAAGUCGGGAUGCCCUGGCUUGGGAACCUCACCGUUUUGACCUCAGGGUGUACAUGAGGAUCAGCGCCAUUAGAGACUGAAUUUCCAGAUUCCACACCUUAGAGCAGCUUAUCAUCUGGCUCCUUCCCGGUCUCUGAAUGUGGUGUCUGGUACAACUGAGAAUAUAUGAAUGAUAUUCCCAGUACCCUCCCAGGGGAAUGUCUGGCCAUAUGCCUAUGAUACAGUAGUAAUGGAAAGUGGAGCCCACUGGACUAUUCAGUUCCUAGAUAGGUGUGGGCAGUGCUGUAGGCCUGAUUGCCUUCUAGCACUCCUGGGGUCCUGACCUCAGACUGGUACCUCUAGGGAGCUUUGAUUUUGGUGAAGAGAAGAGAGGAAGUGAGGAGGGUCCCUGGUUUAGCAAUCGGGGGGGUGGGGGGGUGGGAGGGCUAGAUAAAUGGACAUCACCAAGAUCAGAGAAUGUCUUCUUUGGGAAGAGGGGAGAACUGGCCUUGACUGUAACAGUCAGCAGGAAAGUGAGGAACAUUUCCAGGGUGUAGACAUGACCACCACUGUGGAGCCACAGACUGUGGGAGGGGACAGCCAGGCAACCUAUGCUUUCUGGUCUUGUUAUUUGUGCCCUGUGGCAUUCUCCUGUUUUGUCAUGGCCCAGCAACGCCGCAUGCAGGUGUUUCUAAGAAGUCUGAGCUUUUUUUUUUUUUUAAACAAUAAAGGUUAUUUUUUAAUAAGGAAGUUGUGUGCUCAAUACCCAGGAAACUGCUAGGAGACUAUUAUUCCCAUUCUUUCCCAGCUCCUAG
Sarcophilus harrisii (Tasmanian devil) is the source of this 4169-nucleotide messenger RNA. It is a transcript of the gene ADRA2B, whose product is annotated as adrenoceptor alpha 2B. Gene Ontology annotation, cellular component: membrane. Gene Ontology annotation, molecular function: alpha2-adrenergic receptor activity. Bases 675 to 1991 code for a protein of 438 amino acids. Lineage: Eukaryota; Metazoa; Chordata; Mammalia; Dasyuromorphia; Dasyuridae. The transcript has a single exon. The record is from RefSeq and is a predicted model, not a curated record. Gene Ontology annotation, biological process: adenylate cyclase-activating adrenergic receptor signaling pathway; regulation of vasoconstriction; platelet activation.